Messenger RNA from Cucumis melo (muskmelon), 1251 nucleotides. Its product is annotated as chaperone protein dnaJ 6. The transcript is spliced from 8 exons. Bases 194 to 1042 code for a protein of 282 amino acids. Lineage: Eukaryota; Viridiplantae; Streptophyta; Magnoliopsida; Cucurbitales; Cucurbitaceae. The record is from RefSeq and is a predicted model, not a curated record.
GGGAAAGGAACGAACCCAAAGCCAAUCGUGGCGGGAAAAAGAAAAGGAUAAAAAUCGAGUCUCUCUUUCGGUAACUGAGUAUCAAAUUCAUCAAUCCAACAAAGCAAUCAUCGUCUUCUUCAUUGAGUCCUAUAGUUCUUAGGUUUUGUGUUGCGACUCUUGUUUUUUCAUUUGAGCUUUUACUUCAAUUUCUAUGGCGAAGAAGAAGAAAUCUAGGGUUCCGAUCGAAGAAGAGGAGGAAGAGCAAGUUGAGACUCCCACCCAAUCUUCCACCAACCCGAAUAGCCUCUACGAGAUUCUUGGAGUGGAGAGGACAGCUUCUCAGCAGGAGAUAAAGAAGGCAUACUAUAAGUUGGCACUUCGCCUGCAUCCUGAUAAAAACCCUGGAGAUGAGGAAGCAAAGGAGAAAUUUCAGCAGUUGCAAAAGGUUAUGUCGAUUCUUGGGGAUGAGGAGAAGCGUGCAGUUUAUGAUCAAACUGGCUGUAUUGAUGAUGCCGACCUUGCAGGGGAAGUUGUUCAGAAUCUUCAUGAAUUUUUCAGAACCAUGUACAAAAAGGUCACUGAAGCUGAUAUUGAAGAAUUUGAAGCAAAUUACAGAGGCUCUGAGUCAGAGAAGAAAGAUUUGAUUGAUUUGUUCAAGAAAUUCAAGGGUAAUAUGAACAGGCUGUUCUGCUCAAUGCUUUGUUCAGAUCCCAAGCUUGACUCACACCGGUUCAAGGACAUUUUAGACGAGGCAAUUACUGCUGGCGAGCUAAAAUCAACGAAGUCCUACGACAAAUGGGCAAGGAAAAUAUCAGAAACGAAACCACCGACCAGUCCUUUGAGGAAGAGGGUGAAAUCUAAUAAAGAGUCAGAAACAGAUCUCUAUGCCGUAAUAUCUCAAAGACGAAAUGAGAGGAAAGAACGAUUUGAUUCCAUGUUCUCGUCUUUAGUAUCUAAAUAUGGGGGAGGCGAUGCCUCAGAACCGACCGAGGAAGAAUUUGAAGCUGCCCAGAAGAAGUUAGAGGACCGAAAGUCCUCCAAAAAAUCCAAGAGGAAGUAAUUAUCAUCUUUGAUAAAAAAAAAUAUGCUUGAUCAAUCGUCAGGGCAAUGGUUUUCCAUGAUGAUGUUUUUGCUUCAUGAAUGUACAUGUCUCGGUUUGCUGUCUUCUUUAUUUUCCCUGCUUAAUCUUCCAGGAAGGUUUGCAUUCAAAAGAAUUGGAGAACAAAUAUUUUUUGGUUUGAAAUCUAAGAUAUGGCUUUGACUCUUGAA